Messenger RNA from Populus nigra (black poplar), 1528 nucleotides. Its product is annotated as metal tolerance protein 1-like. The transcript has 2 exons. Gene Ontology annotation, cellular component: plasma membrane; vacuole. Gene Ontology annotation, biological process: zinc ion transmembrane transport. Gene Ontology annotation, molecular function: zinc ion transmembrane transporter activity. Lineage: Eukaryota; Viridiplantae; Streptophyta; Magnoliopsida; Malpighiales; Salicaceae. The coding region runs from base 150 to 1397 and encodes 415 amino acids. The record is from RefSeq and is a predicted model, not a curated record.
CCGCAACAUAAACACAAGGAAAGAAAACAUUAGUACUUUAGUGCUGUAAUGCUCUCUCCAUCUGUCAUACAGAGAGAGCGAUAAUAGAAGCUGAAGCAAAGAUACUAUUGCCAACAUUAAAAAGCUUUAGAAUUUAAGCAGACCAAAAGAUGGAAGUGCGAAAUUCAGAACAUGGACGUAUAAUUGACAUACAUGUAGAUGUUCCAGCUGUGAAGACUAGCCUGGGUGGGAGUAGGAUUUGUGCGGGAGCAACAUGUGGAUUUUCAGAUGCUAAAACCAGUUCUAAAGAUGCAAAGGAACGAGGGGCGUCUAUGAAGAAACUUGGAUGGGCAGUUGUGCUCUGUCUUAUCUUCAUGGCUGUUGAAAUUGUAGGAGGCAUAAAAGCCAACAGUCUCGCGAUCUUGACUGAUGCAGCUCAUCUUUUAUCAGAUGUUGCAGCUUUUGCAAUCUCUUUAUUUUCAAUCUGGGCAUCAGGAUGGGAGGCGACUCCACGCCGAACUUAUGGUUAUUUUAGGAUUGAGAUACUUGGUGCUCUUAUUUCCAUCCAGAUGAUAUGGCUUCUUGCAGGGAUCCUUGUGUAUGAAGCUAUUGCCAGACUUAUUUACGAUACAGGUGAAGUUCAGGGUGCUCUCAUGUUUGCUGUUUCUGCUGUUGGCUUACUGGUUAAUAUUGUCAUGGCACUCUUGUUGGGUCAUGAUCACGGUCACGGUCACGGGCACGGGCAUGGUGGGCACGAUCAUGGCCACAGUGAUCAUGACCAUAGCCAUGAGGAUCAUGAUCAUGCCCAUACCAACAGUUUAAGUGGAGCCACACAUCAUAAUCACCACCAUCAUGAGGGGAACUCCGAAGACAAUGACGAGCAUCAUGACACACAUGGAGCAGAUCUUGCCGAGCCUCUGCUUAGUAGUCACACAGAAGUUGAAAAUAAAACAAAAGGUGGGCAUAAACAAAAGAAGCAACGAAAUUUCAAUAUUCAGGGGGCUUAUCUUCACGUAUUGGGAGAUUCAAUUCAGAGUUUUGGGGUGAUGCUUGGUGGGGCAAUUAUAUGGUAUAAGCCAGGGUGGAAAAUCAUUGAUCUGAUAUGCACCCUUGUGUUUUCCAUUAUUGUGUUGGGCACAACAAUCAGUAUGCUACGGAAUAUUCUGGAGGUUCUCAUGGAGAGCACGCCGAGGGAGAUUGACGCAACUACGCUUGAGAAGGGUCUCUGCGAAAUGGACGAGGUGGUUGCCGUCCAUGAACUGCACAUUUGGGCAAUAACUGUAGGGAAGUGUUUGUUGGCUUGCCAUGUUAUGAUCAAGCCUGAUGCUGAUGCUGACAUGGUACUAGACAAGGUUAUAGAUUACAUUAAGAGAGAACACAAUAUCAGUCAUGUGACCAUUCAGAUAGAGCGACAGUAACCAUUUAGAUGGGGGCAACUACAAGUUACAUGUCAGUGGCUUAGCGUCAGUUUUGAACUUUUACUUUUAAUUCUGUGUCAUUGAUUAAUAACUGGUUUUAUGAAUUUUGGCAGGUUCAUGAUUUUCUCUAA